This is a messenger RNA of Anoplophora glabripennis (Asian longhorned beetle), 3243 nucleotides long. It is a transcript of the gene Usp20-33, whose product is annotated as ubiquitin carboxyl-terminal hydrolase 20. Lineage: Eukaryota; Metazoa; Arthropoda; Insecta; Coleoptera; Cerambycidae. Gene Ontology annotation, molecular function: cysteine-type deubiquitinase activity; zinc ion binding. Bases 158 to 3070 code for a protein of 970 amino acids. Gene Ontology annotation, biological process: protein deubiquitination. The record is from RefSeq and is a predicted model, not a curated record. The transcript is spliced from 8 exons.
GACAGAAAAAACGUGAAACGUCAGUUUAUUAUCUUCAGUUAAAUAUGAAUUUUACAGAAAAAAUCUAGAAUUAUAAAAUUAGCACAAUGUAUCUUAACAUAAAAUUGGACUAUUCUAUUCCGGUGUAAUUUCAACAAUUUUAUAACAAAGCAGGACCAUGGUAUACCCCUAUUCAUGCAGCCAUUUGGCUACAGCAAUAAACAUUCCUAUUUCAACUUUAAUUAAUUCCAAAGAGCUGGUAUGUGCCGACUGUGAUUGCCAGGGACCUAACCUGUGGAUAUGCUUGCAUAAAAACUGCUUACAAAUUGGAUGCUCUGAAAAAUCUAAUGAUCACAGUACCCUCCAUAAUGCUAAAUUUCCUUCGCAUUGUGUUCACAUGAAUCUUUCCACAAGACGUAUAUGGUGUUAUGAAUGUAGACGAGAGGUAUUCCUAGAAUUAUCACCAAAUUCCUACAAUGACAGUGAUCAAGAAACUGAGGCUUGCACAGCAAGGUCCAGGGAUUCUGGACAUGGUAGUUACAGCACCCUUCGUACUAACACCCCAGAACGAGGAAAUAUUUUUGAACGUAGUGUUGGGCUGAAUGUGGGCAUGAGUGGCGAUGCCUCUGAUUCCAGUGACGGUGAGGAAUUCAGCGAAUAUAACAUCGACAGGCCGUAUGGUUUAGUAGGACUUCAAAACAUAGGAAACACCUGUUACAUGAACGCCGCUCUACAAGCAUUAAGUAAUACCGAACCACUAACAAAGUUCUUUUUGGACUGUGCCUAUGCGGUACAGAUCUUGUCUGAAGGAAAAAAACCUGGUUUGAGCAGAACAUACCAAGCACUAAUGAGGGACAUAUGGGUGAAGAAAAUCACUCAGGGAUAUGUAACCCCAUCAGGCAUUCUUUAUGGUAUUCGUAGCGUUCAUGCCAUGUUUCGCGGCUACCAACAACACGACACACAAGAGUUCCUUCGAAACUUCAUGGACCAACUCCAUGAGGAAUUAAAACAAAUAGCACCACCUGAGCUGUCUUCUAGUAGCGAUUCGGAUACGUUCAGCUUAGCGAUGGAGGAGCCGGCCUUCAGUUCUAGUUAUGAUUCCAGUGAAGGAGAGUAUGAGACUUGCGAUUCUGGGGUUAGCGAGAGGUCUAGCCUCAGCGAUGAUACGGAGAGGCCUUCUAACAGUGCCAAAAGGAGACUCAGUAGAUGUGCGAGUCCAAAUCGAAGGCAAAGGCAAAGAGUUCUAAGUUCGUCUGUCAUAGAUUCACAACCAAGCACAAGUUCUACCAACAGCACUUCGAGUAAAAAGCAAGUUAAAUACAGAUCCAUAAUUUCUGAUAUUUUUGACGGAAAACUACUUUCUUCAGUGCAAUGCUUAACGUGCGACAGAAUUUCAAGCAGGGUGGAGACGUUUCAGGAUUUAUCCCUUCCAAUUCCAUCCAGAGACCAUUUGGUUGUCUUGCAUGGAAGGUCCACAGCGCCAGGAGCUACCUGUUCGGAUGCUGUCAUUCCAGUCCAAGAUGGAUGGGUGUCUUGGAUUCUGGCCUGGUUAAGAUCGUGGUUUUAUGGACCUGCUGUUACGCUGCACGACUGUUUGGCCGCCUUUUUCAGUACUGAUGAGUUGAAGGGAGAUAACAUGUAUAGCUGUGAGAAAUGCAACAAGCUGAGAAAUGGCAUCAAGUUCAGCAAGGUUUUGCAGCUUCCUGAAGUUUUGUGUAUUCAUUUAAAACGAUUCAGACACGAGUUAAUGUUUAGCAGUAAGAUAUCAUCCGCAGUGAGUUUUCCGUUGAAAGGUUUGGACAUGAGGCCUUACUUACACACGGACUGUGUGUCAAAAAUUACAUCUUACGAGUUAUAUUCAGUUAUUUGUCACCACGGUACUGCUGGAGGAGGACACUACACAUGCUUUGCCUUAAAUUCUGGCCAAUGGUACGAAUUCGACGAUCAAUACGUAACGAAAGUUACAUCGGAUAAAGUACAGACCUGCGAAGCUUACGUUUUAUUUUACCAGAAAGUCAAUUCGAGUGCUGGUCUAAUAAGGGAAAAGGCGGAGAAAAUAUCUGAAUCGUGUGGGGAAAACGUCCAGAGAGCCUAUAUUUCAAGGCAGUGGAUCAACAGGUUCUACUACUGCGCGGAACCGGGUCCCAUAGAUAAUACAGAUUUCUUGUGUCAGCACGGAUCCAUUAGUCCGGAUCGUGAUUACGAUAUAGACAAGUUGGCCAUGGUUGUACCCUACGAAGUCUAUGACUAUUUGUACAAGAUAUUUGGAGGUUGCCCACCUUUCCCUAACCUGAGCAUUUGUCCCGCUUGUCGAGCACUGCAAAAACGAUUGCUAUUAGAAAUGGAAACUUUCGUACAAAUAAGUAGAGAAGCGCAGAAUCAGGACGCACCCCACACUCACUACCUGUCGACUUCGUGGUACUCCCAGUGGCACAAUUUCAUUCAGAAACGGAACCAAGAGCCGCCGGGGCCUAUCGAUAAUUCUAAAAUUAAUCUGAACCAAUUAGAUCUAAAUGAAGCCGCCGAGGUCCCAGAGUGUAUCUGGAAUUUCUUCAACAACAUAUACGGCGGCGGGCCCGAGAUUAGAAUUAGGUCGGCCAGUAUUCAGAGAACCGAGAGUGAAGAAAGUCUUGCGGAAAAUACCGAAGAAAAUUCGUUCAACCCGCUCGGAUCGAGGAGAGGGAGAACUGAAAGUAACGCAAGCGUAGCCAGCAACGAUGUUCCAGAAUUCGUGAUACCAUCUCUUAAAAAGGAAAAAACUGAUAAUAAACUCCUGAUUGACAAGGCGAUGUAUUCUCAUGGGGAACCAAUGGAAACCCAGAACUCUAACAAUCCUCCGAGCGAAGGAGAAAAUGAAAUUAAUGGGACGCAGGAGGAGACCGUUAAGGAAACCGAAGAAACCAGACCAAAAAGUGAGAGUGAACUGUUGCAGGACGCUUUAGCCAAUGUUGCAAAGGAUUUACCUAACACGGAUUUGACGAAUGUAGAUGACGACAUCGAUGAGGAGGAAGGCGAGAAACUUAGAAAUAACAAGAGGCAUCGAAGGAGAAGAAAAAAUCUAGUUAAUUUUUACUAUGCGGAUAAGAAUUAGCAAUAAAAAAUUGGACGUUUGUUGAUAUCAUUAUUAUUAUUAUUGGUUAGUUUUGUGUGCGUUAAAGUGGGUAAAUGAUGAGAAAAUAAGGGAAACUACUUUGUAAGAUAUUAAAAUUAUUAUAUUUCAUGUAAUUAAUUAUUUAUUCAAAUAAAUAAUGGAUGGAUCCUGGA